Pochonia chlamydosporia 170 is the source of this 1542-nucleotide messenger RNA. Its product is annotated as carboxylesterase family protein. The transcript is spliced from 4 exons. Gene Ontology annotation, molecular function: carboxylic ester hydrolase activity. The record is from RefSeq and is a predicted model, not a curated record. Bases 1 to 1542 code for a protein of 513 amino acids. NCBI's taxonomy places the organism in Eukaryota, Fungi, Ascomycota, Sordariomycetes, Hypocreales, Clavicipitaceae.
AUGAAGUUUUCUGUUACUUUUUGCGCAGGAAGCCUGUUCGUGGCAGGCAUAGCCACCACGGAGCCUUGGAAUCCAAAAUAUGUUGUCGCCAAAACAUCUAAAUGGGCUAUUCGUGGUGUUGAAGUUAGUCAUGGUGUACAUGGCUUCCUCGGUAUUCCCUACGCUCAACCCCCAAUUGGAAAUCUCAGAUUCCUGCCGCCUCAGCCACUUGAUAUGGCAACCACUCAAGACAAGAGCAGCGGCCUGAUUGAGGCAACCAAGUUUGGCCCAGUGUGCUACCAGUUCAUGUACAAUUCGGUGGCGGGAAACCAAUCUAAGCCAGCAACAACGGAAUCUGAGGACUGUUUGAACUUGAACGUAUUUGUCCCGGCGCACCAAGGCCGCCAUAACAUUAAACUCCCAGUUUUUGUGUGGUCAUAUGGCGGCGGUUUUGCUGAAGGCGGAAACAGCGUUCCAAUUUAUAACCCUGGCGAUUUCGUCGCACGAAGCAAAGACAUUAUAGUUGUUACCUGGAACUAUCGUCUAAGUGUGUUUGGCUUUCCAAAUUCACCCGCUCUCAAAGAACAGAAUCUCGGCAUCAGGGAUCAGCGUCGGGCCCUAGAAUGGAUUCGAGAUAAUAUUGCAGCUUUUGGCGGAGACCCCAGGAGAAUUGUGCUUGGGGGGCAGUCUGCUGGAGCAGAUACGGCGCAUGCAAUGAUAUAUUCCCAUCCUCGUGAUCCUAUUAUGGCAGGUUUGUUGCUGCAAAGCGGUACCAUUCAGGUUGCCAAUGCAGGGAGCCAGCAAGUAGACGCAGAAUUUGUUCGCAUUGCCAAAACCGUGGGGUGCGCGAAUGAUGACCGGCAUCAAGAGCUAAAAUGCAUGCAAGAUGCAGAUGCGAUAGCUCUGAAGCAUGCUAUUUCGAAUAUAACGCUCAACAGAUUUGGUUCUCCUACAGGAGGAGCUCCCAUGGUGGACAAUAUCACCAUCUUUACACUGAACGAGUACGCCAAACGAGGUCAAUCGGGUGAUUUUGCUCGUAUUCCAAUGCUGUUAGGCUCGACUAGUGACGAAGGUCAAGGUGUUAUCAAUUGGCAACCUGAAAAAGGAAUCAACCAGACUUUUGCUAGAAUCAUUACUGAAACAAUAUUUACCUGUAGCAUGCUGCUCAAUGGAGGAUUUCAUGCCACGCACAAUAUUCCCGUGUGGCGGUAUUGGUUUCGAGGUGUCUUCCCUGAAGUCACCACGUACCCAUGGCUUGGGGCUUAUCAUGGGGCCGAUGUACCCCUGCUGAUGGGAACUUAUAAGCAAAUGGCGGAUGGCAGGCGCGGAAGUACGACCAUACAAGCCUCUCAUCUCCUUCAGCGAAUCUUUGCCUCGUUCAUUCGAAACCCUCGUCAUGGUCUGCUGUCUGAUUUCGGACUGCCCACGUUUCGCCCCAAUACCUCGAGUUUGAUUGGGUUAUUCCAAGAUAAUACUCCGACUUACAAGAUCAUGACGCCAACGGUGGAUGGUGUGUGCAAGAAUCCCACUCCAGUGCCCUACGAGGAGUGGGACAGAUUGUAA